This is a messenger RNA of Chenopodium quinoa (quinoa), 2916 nucleotides long. RefSeq names its product GBF-interacting protein 1-like. The record is from RefSeq and is a predicted model, not a curated record. Bases 182 to 2515 code for a protein of 777 amino acids. Lineage: Eukaryota; Viridiplantae; Streptophyta; Magnoliopsida; Caryophyllales; Amaranthaceae. The transcript is spliced from 11 exons.
ACAGUAAAAGAAUUAGUCCAAUUAACAUUUAAUUAUGCUCAAAAUAUUUUCCUUAUAUAAUGUAAUAAAAUAAUUAAAAUGAAAAUCUCCCUCUUCAAAAUCUCCCAUUCUUACUUUCUCUCUCCUCUUUCUGUUUCUCUCUCUGUGUUUCUCCUGUCUGAGCUUCAACCAACACCAAACAAUGAGCAACAACAGCGGCGCCUCCUCUCCUUCUUCGUCUUCUUCAUCUUCUUCUUCAAGGGUUUCGAUCCCUAACAAUGUCCGCAAAACCAUUCAGCAUAUCAAAGAGAUCACCAGUAAUCACAGCGAAGAAGACAUCUAUUCUAUGCUUAAAGACUGUUCUAUGGAUCCUAACGAAACCACUCAGAGACUCCUUCAUCUUGAUACGUUUCAUGAGGUGAAAAGGAAGCGGGAUAAGAGAAAGGAGUUGCAGACAGUGAAGAGCAGACCAGGUGAAGAUUCUAGGUGGAAACCUGGUCAACAAGGGCGAGGGACUAGGAAUGCUCGAGGGAACUCUUUUUCUCAGUAUAUUUCUAAUGAUGUUGGGGGUCAGAGAACAGCUGCCAUACGCAAGGAGAAUGGAGAUGCUGGGGGUCAGAGGACAGCUGCCAUACGCAAGGAGAAUGGAGAUGCUGGGGGUCAGAGGUUUUCUGCCAUACACAAGGAGAAUGGAGUAGAAGAGAGUAGAGUGAGAGGUUUCAGGCAUCCUCCUCCGCCUAUUUCCAAGGGAGCAGACUCUAUUCAAUUACGCAAUCUAGAGAAGUCGUCUUCCAUUGUGAAUGGGCCACUAGAGCUGUCUAAUGGUACCCUCAGUGGGAGCCAUGGUGGCCAGUCAACCUACCCAUCCGACAAAAAAAUUGAUGCUAGUGCAGACAAUGCAGGUAGUGUAAUGCCCAAGGCUAAUGCUGAAAAUGCACCCUCUGCUUCAGAUCCUGUGCUGGUGCCCCCAUGUGAUUUGCCAAUUACUACAGAUGGUUCGAUUAAACGGGAAGUGGGAAUUCAACAUAUGUCUGCUGACACAUGUACUGAUCUUGCUGAUAGAGGAAAUCAUCUGAACCAGCAUGAACCCCAAAAUGUUGACAGUUCUCAGGCAUCUUCAUCUUCAAGUGAAAAGCAGCUGUUUGAAGUUGUAGAAGUUGCACAUCCAAAAAUAUUGGGUGAAUGCCCUUCAGCUGAUAAGAGUCAUGUUUCUGACAGUGUUACUGUUGUCAAGCCUUCCUCACGACAAGGUGUAAAGGGUACAACCACAAAGCUAGAGAAGUUAAAAUUCUCUGAUGGUGAACAUGUCAUCAUACCGCAGCAUAUCCAAGUUCCUGAUGCAGUGAAAAAUGUACUGAGUUUUGGAAGCCUUGAUGCAUGUUUUGAGGUCAGGGAAAACUGUGUUGUAGCCAUUGAAAGCAAUGGGAACUCUGACCUUGGUACUGAUUCAGCUCAAGAGGAAACUGUCAGCAAACUUUCUUCACGGUCUGUUUAUGAUCAAGAUGGAAUUUCAGCUUCACCCCAGGCAAUCCAUGCAGAUCAUUUACAACCAGCUUCUCAUUUACCUGGCAAUAAUUCACCCAUUGAUACAGAAGUUUCUUCAUCUGCUACAGUUCCAAAAGCUGAUCAGCCAAAGCAAGAGACUUUGCCAGCUGUAGGCCCUCCGUUUCCUGUUGUUCAAACUGCUCCAAGCUACACCUUUGGUUUCAUGCCUCCAAUGGUGGCAAAUAUGCUUGCCCAACCUGAAGGAUUUGAGUCCCAAACUCAUGUUUCAAACUCUCUGAGUUCUACAGCUGUGUCUACUUCUGUAUCCACCCCUCCUCCAACGCAGUCUGAUGCUGGGCAAAGCUCCGUAGCAGUAUCUCCCCAGCCCAUUCCUCUAUUCCGUCAUCCUUAUCCUCCUAACUAUAUACCUUAUAGCCAUUACUUCUCUCCAUAUUAUGUACCUCCUACAAUGCAUCAGUAUUAUGGUCACACUGCAUUCCCCCAACCACUUCCUACUGGCAAUAUGUAUCUACCCCCACCUACUGCUGCAGCAGGAAUGAAACUUUCUCCUCAUUUUAAGCCAGGUUCCAGUACAGGAAACCAAGUGCCUUUAGGGGUGCCAUCUGGCUAUGGGGCAUACAGUACUGCUCAGGUUGCCUAUAGUCAAAAUGCUGCUGCUGCUGCGACUUCGGGAAACAGUAAUGGUGAAGAUCUUGGCUCACCUGCCCUAAAAGAGAAUAAUAUAUUCCCUGGACAGCAGAGUGAAGGUUCAGCUGCCUGGCUUCAUCCAGCAGCAGGUCGAGAUACAACAAGCUUCCCAUUGAACCCUUUCUUAAAUCUUCCUCAACAAGGACAGCACAUACUCAAUCCUCAAUCUGGACCUGGCGGCUUUGCUCUCUAUCAUGCAAUGCAACCCAUGGGAAGUCCAGCACCCGGUCUUCCACUGUUGCAGCAGUCUCAACCUGUGGCAGGAUCAGUGGAAUCCAAUGGCCCACCUUCAAAUUCCUAUCAACAGCCGCAACGACAACAGCAGGUUAACUGGAACAUGUAGUUUCACAGCAAUAUUUGGUACAUGACUAGAAUGGUCUUUUUGAAGCCUUGUGGAGGGGAGGAGAUAGUAUACAUCGGCCUGCUGAUAGUGUAAAUAUAGAACAAUUUGUGGCCUUGAAUUUGAAAAAAACUGAAAGGAAAAAAAAAGGAAAGAAAAUUAAAGUGAGUAGAUUUCUCUUUUGAUCCCCAUUGAUAUGCAACGCUUUCGGAAUAGUUACUAGGAGUUGUUAAUGGCUUCCAAUUUUUAACAUUUUCAUUCUUUUUGGAUUGGAGGCUGAUAGGAAUUUGGAGAAGUAUGAAAUGAAAUCGUUUUUUGUUAUCAGAAAAUCAUUUCUCCUGUAUAUUGGAUUUUGAUGAAACAUGGUGGAUUAUAGAAUUUGUAAUUGGUAGGAAAAAAAAAAA